UGAGCUACAAAAUUUGACUCUCUAAUACAAUGCUCAACGGUCACUUUCCCAAAAUCUAGAAAGUGUGGGUUUAUAAUUUUGCUUAAGAAUGAAUGCACACGGUUUACAAAAAAAUUAUAUCGGUCUGGAAUACCUUUGUUCAAAAGAAUGCUACGCGUAGCAUGAUCUGCCUACCCGUCCCCGAGGAUAUUUCUACCAUUGUCUUAUAAAAAGUUGUUUGAAAAUAAGCAGGAAGCACCAGUGGUCUAGUGGUAGAAUAGUACCCUGCCACGGUACAGACCCGGGUUCGAUUCCCGGCUGGUGCAGUAUUUUUUUUUUAUUGAACACGACACGGUUGGAGCUCAGAGAAAACAGUCGCCCGUCGGAACAGCAGAGCAACAAGUCGAUCCGUGCAGCGCCGGUGUGCCGACCCAAGCCGCAGUCGACGAUUUCUAUCACGAACUCGGCAUGAACCAUUUACCGUCCAUCUCACAUCAGCCGAAGUCCCAGGCCCACACAAUCGUCGUGAAUCUCACCACUCCCGCAGGGAAGUAACAAGUGCCAGUUACUACUACUGAUCAUCAGUACAUUAACUGUCGGCGUGCAAGGCACACUCCAUUCGGCAGCGCGCGCAAAUGGCCACCAUGGGCGCCUUCCGGACCUUCCUCCUCUCCUACCCGGAGAUCCUCCUGGCCGCUCUCUGCUUCCUCUCCCUGGCCGCCCUCCGCCUCGCUCUGCGGUGCCGCGGCAGCAGCGUGCCGCUGCGAUGGCCGGUCGUCGGCAUGCUCCCGUUCGUGCUCAGCAACCUCGGCCACCUCCUGGACGCCGCCACCGCCGCGCUCAGGGACUCGGGGUGCAUGUUCGUGUUCCGCGGGCCGUGGCUCGUCGGCGGCGACUUCCUCGUCACGUGCGACCCGGCCGCCGUGCACCACUGCCUCGCGGCCAACUUCGACUGCUACGACAAGGGCCACGACUUCGCCGAGAUGUUCGACGUCGCCGGCAACGGGCUGCUGAACGCGGACGCCGUGUCCUGGGCGCGGCAGCGGCAGGUCGUCGCCACCGUCUUCGCCGCCCCCGUGUUCCGCUCCUUCGUCAUAUCCACCGUCGCGCGGCAGACGGCGCGGCUCCUGCUGCCGUUCAUGGACCACGCCGCCGCGGCCGGGCGCGCCGUCGAGCUCGAGGACGUGUUCAUGCGCUUCUCGCUCGACGUCUCCUACGCCGUGGUGUUCGCCGCUGACCUCGACUCGCUGACCGUCUCCGCCGCCGACGCCCCGUACCCGCCCUUGGGCCAGGCGACCAGGAUCGCCGGGGAGGCCGUCAUGUUCCGGCACGUCGUGCCGGCUCGGUGGUGGAAGCUGCUGAGGUGGCUCAACGUCGGCAUCGAGAGGAGGUUCGCCGAGGCCAAGGCGGUGCUCGACGAGUUCGUCUACCUCGAGAUCGCGAACCGCAAGGCAAAACCUCUCCCCCAAGGAGAAGGACAAGGCGGCGACCUGCUGUCCAUGUACAUGGCGUGGCCAAGGGACCCCGCCAUGACCGACCGGCAGAGGGACGAGUUCCUCCGCGACGCCGCCGUCGGCUACAUGAUCGCGGCCAAGGACCUCGUCGCGUCCGCGCUCACCUGGCUCUUCUACAUGCUCUGCACGCACCCGCACGUGGAAGACAAGGUCCUCGCCGAGCUCGAGUCGCUGCGCGCCAACGCCGCGUGCUGCGGCGGUAAACCGGUCGUGUUCGACUGCGACACGCUCCGGUCGGCGACCUACCUCCACGCGGCGGUGCUGGAGACGCUGCGCUUGCACCCGCCCGCGCCGUUCGAGGAGAAGGAGGCGCGCGCCGACGACGUGCUGCCGGACGGCACGAGGGUGACCAAGGGCACCAGGAUCCUCUUCUGCAUCUACGCCAUGGGCAGAGUGGAGGGGAUAUGGGGCGACGACUGCCGGGAGUACCGGCCGGAGCGGUGGCUGUCCGGCAGCGGCCGGGUCCGGCACCAGCCGAGCUACAAGUUCGCAGCCUUCAACUGCGGGCCCAGGAGUUGCCUGGGCAAGGACCUGGGGCUCAUCAACCUCAAGAUCGCCGCCGCGGCCAUCAUAUAUAACUUCCGGGUGGAGCUCGUCGACGGCCAUGUGGUGGAGCCCAGCGACUCGGUGGUGCUCCACACCAAGAACGGCCUCAUGGUUAAGCUCAAGAGAAGGGAAGUGGCUUGAUGAAGAUGAAUGAAGUCAGGCUUUUCGAUGCAUAUUCUGAUAUUCAUAUACACAAAGUGGAGUGAAUUAGUACCAAAUUACAUGUCAUACAAAUACUUAUGACAGUGUCAUCUAUGUUUGUCGAUCUGGAUUUAUCAUAGUUUCAAAUGGUAUUGUAAAAAACCGAAGUAUUGAAAACUAUAGUAUAUUAACCUGUUGGUGCAAGAUACUGCAGUUUUUAUAUAUCAAAGUAUUUUAAAGUAUCAACAAUACAGAAGACCUGUUUGGCUAGCACUGUGCGUAACUUAACAACGUAGAAAUUGCUGGCUAGCCGUUAACUGUUGAAGACAUGCGCGUUCUUGAAGCUAGCUAGCCGGGCGCAGGCAUGCACAAGGCUUGUAGAUUCCUAUUAGAACGCUCAGCAACACGGUGUAUAGUAGGCGUCUUGAUCACCAUGGCCGGAGCUGCGCAUGAACGGCUUGGCCUUCUUCCACGACAUGGUCACUUCCUUCCAAUAAUCCAUGGUCUACUUCUUCUUAGAGUAGCUUCCGCCGACGUGGUGGCCAGGCAAGAGUACUGAUCGGCGCAGCCAGCAGCCGCAGAAGUCAAGGCCGACGACCGGUGCAAGAGGUGGGAGAAGAAGAAGAGGGAGGCUCCUUUGAUCUCGCUGUGGUCGUCCACCGACAGAAACAUCUCCGGAGGCAAUACGGCGGUGCGACGCGAGUUGUUGCAAACAGCCAUCGAAGAAGAUAAACGUGGACGUGUGACCAGCUCAUUUUUUUCGCCUGCUCUAUUUUUUAAAAAGAGGUUCGGGGUUCUUUUUUUUAGACAGAGAAUACUUUGGUUUUGGGAAUAUUCUAGUUUGAAUAUCACAGUUUUUAUUGGUGACCAAACAGGUCAAGUAAUUAAAACUACAGUAACUAGAAAAACUGUAGUAUUGUCAAAAUACUUUGAAAAUACUUUGCUAUCAAACAGGGCCUAAUUGAUGAUGAAGGC
Messenger RNA from Aegilops tauschii subsp. strangulata, 3155 nucleotides. Its product is annotated as noroxomaritidine synthase-like. The record is from RefSeq and is a predicted model, not a curated record. Lineage: Eukaryota; Viridiplantae; Streptophyta; Magnoliopsida; Poales; Poaceae. Gene Ontology annotation, molecular function: iron ion binding; heme binding; monooxygenase activity.